Molecule: messenger RNA, 2657 nt
Organism: Cheilinus undulatus (humphead wrasse)
Lineage: Eukaryota; Metazoa; Chordata; Actinopteri; Labriformes; Labridae
Gene: ogna
Product: osteoglycin, paralog a
Exons: 6
Coding region: 98-949 (283 amino acids)
Molecular function (GO): protein binding
Source: RefSeq, a predicted model, not a curated record
UGACACAUCCCAACAGGGGCUCGUAGCAGAGAGCAGCUGCUGACCCAAACCCAGACUUGAAGCAAGCUGGUGUCAGCGUCAGACUGCUUUGAACAGCAUGAAGGCUCUCUUACUCACCUGCACACUGGUGCUAUGGCUGAUGGCAGCCUCAGUCAGGAGCUUUGACCAGGAUUCACAGCUGAUACCUGGAUCUCUACAAAGCAGAGAGCUGAAUGGAUACUUCCGUGACUACUCGAAAUCAAGGAGGGCUAGGAGGGCCCUGCCAUCUGCUGAUGAACCUGAUGACAGCCCAAUUCCAGAAGGAGGAGACGGCUCUGAUCUGCCCACAUGCCUGCUGUGUGUCUGUCUGACUGGGUCAGUGUACUGUGAGGAAGUUAAUCCAGACAUGACCACUAUUCCAGCUCUACCUAAAGAGACAGCCUACCUGUACGCCCGCUUCAACAAGAUCAAAAAGAUCAGUAACAAAGACUUUGCAGACACGGUGACUCUGAAGAGGAUUGACCUGUCGGGAAACCUGAUCUCAGAGAUUGAUGAUGGGGCAUUUUCUAAGCUAUCGCUACUGGAGGAGUUGUCUCUGGCUGAUAACAGACUGGUCAAACUUCCCAUACUCCCUGCCAAACUAACAACAUUCAACGCCAACAACAACCUUCUAAAAACAAAGGGGGUGAAAGCUAAUGCUUUCAAGAAACUGACCAAGCUGGUAAACCUGUUCCUAGCAGACAAUAACUUAGAGGCAGUUCCAUUUAUACCUGAAAGUGUGCGGACCUUACAUCUACAGAACAACAACAUCACUGAUGUCAAUGUUAACACCUUCUGCCGUUCGAAUGACACCUACUACCUACGACCAAGCCUCAAUGAAGUCCGUAUGGAUGGCAAUCCUGUGAUACUCUCCAAGAACCCUGACAGCUUUACCUGUAUGAAAGUACUGCCUGUUGGACGGUACCGCUGAGCAGGCUGAAACUUUUUUCUCAAAACUGUAUCUUUUUUAUUGCCGAUGAAGCAGUUUUCCCACAACUAUUGGGCACAGAUCCCACUGAGGAUCUGUUUUUUUUUUUUUUUUUUUUUUUUUUUGGUUAUUUCAGCAAACCUGAAAACAGAAUGUGACGUUGUCAGGUUGAAAUGAAACCACUCACUGGACUGAAAGAACUUUGCUGGAGAAGUUCCUCUAUUUAGCCAUUUUCAGUUCUACUGAGAAAAGAAAGAAAGUAGCGACUUAUGCUUGCAUGCGUGAUGAAUAUUUUGUGUCAUUCAAUCCAAGAAGGGAUCUAAAGGUUUCGAUAUUGCUGAGAAUGAGGAGCUCAACAAAUAAUUUCAGAUCCCUUCCACGUCCACAUGUCUACUUACCUGACCUGGGGAGGCUCUAGGAUCUCCAGAAAGACAGUCCAAUCUUUGUUUCAUUUUGACCUGACACUUCACCACCUAGAUUAAUAAAACUAUACACUGUAUUGGACCAGCCACAACCCAACAGGUUUGAUUAUAGCUACUUGUACUAUUUUGGAAUUUAAAUAUAGUUGGUACAUUCAAAUAAAAAAAAUCAAGAAUAUGGGCAGUUAAUAUUGAAAAGGUGCUUUUACUUGACCAACAUCUUCAUUUGGUUUUGCAAAGCCUAAUCACAGUUAUCAUCAUGUGUCAAUGUUGGCUGCCAGAAUUUCUAAUUAGGAAGGAUGUCAAUGCAAGAUUACAUGACUUAAGAUGAGUUUUUCAUUAUGUGUAUUUAUACUGUUGCAUGCUGCAUUUUAGAAUUUUGAGUUUAAGCCUUGAAAAUAUGAGUGUGAAAUUUUGGCUCUGAGGCCAACACAUGGGAAAAAAAUAAUACAAGUUUGGGAAAAAGAGUCUUGUCUGACAAUCUGUCCACAAGAUAAAAAUAUUUCUGAUCUGAGUAAAACACAUCCUGAUCCAAGUGUUAAAAGGGACUGUUUUACUUCAACGUAGGAUCAUGAAAUCACUACAGAAAAAUCAAAACAAGCUCAACCGUUCAGAAGGAAUAAUUGAUACCAGUAUGUUGAUUUUAAUGAUUAUUUACUCAAACUAAACUUUGUCUCAACAGUAAAGAAAACUUACUGCAAUGCAACUAAAUGGAUUACAAAUAAGGAGCGUUAGUGAGAUUUCUCAUUUCAAUAUUUGUAUAAUGCCUUAAGAUUUAAUUCCUGUUGGAAAAUUGAUCCCAGCUGACUCAGGCAGCUGAUAACCAUUACAUUGUCUUGUAAUGCCAGCAGGAAAAGUCUGUAAAUACUUUUCUCAUUGAAUGUUCUCUCAGAAAAUGACUCGACAUGAACACAAUACUGUGGGUUUUGUGCGAAUGUUAUUUUCCUCAUUAUUCCAUUCAAAAACACCUUGACAUAAGGGCUAUGAUUAUGUAGACUUGUAAAAUGAAGGCUUUUUCAACAUUUUGACCUGAGAGUCUGUCUGUAUUUAUAAUGUCUAGGAGAAGUUAACUGGGGAGCAAUGUAUCUAUGAACUAUAGCAAUGUGAAAGGUAUUCCUUUUUUUGUCUGCCUUAAAUAUUUCUUGCGUGUGUCCCUUACACUUCCCUUCCAGUAUCAUUAACUACUUUGGGAAUGAUUACCUUUGUAAGUACAACAGCAGUGUAUGGAGGAUGUGUAAGUGAAAUGGCUAUUUGUUUUGGAUAUUUAAAUAAAGUUAAUUUUUUUUAUUAUA